Molecule: messenger RNA, 1134 nt
Organism: Aspergillus wentii DTO 134E9
Lineage: Eukaryota; Fungi; Ascomycota; Eurotiomycetes; Eurotiales; Aspergillaceae
Product: phosphatidylinositol-3,5-bisphosphate binding protein HSV2
Exons: 5
Coding region: 1-1134 (377 amino acids)
Biological process (GO): protein localization to phagophore assembly site; protein lipidation; nucleophagy
Cellular component (GO): phagophore assembly site membrane; cytosol; extrinsic component of membrane
Molecular function (GO): protein binding; phosphatidylinositol-3-phosphate binding; phosphatidylinositol-3,5-bisphosphate binding
Source: RefSeq, a predicted model, not a curated record
AUGAACACUAGACAGGUUAUCGAUGAGUCCGUGGGACCUUACUCUCUUUCUGCCAUCUUCAAUAGUGAAAACACCUGCUUUUCCGUCGGUCUGGAUACUGGUUUCUGCGUCUUUAAUACCGACCCUUGUGAGCUUAAAGUAUCUAGAGACUUCAAUGCUGGCAUCGGGGUAGCGGAAAUGUUGGGUCAAUCCAACUACCUUGCCAUCGUUGGUGGGGGAAAACAACCCAAGUUCCCCCAGAACAAGUUGGUCAUCUGGGAUGAUGCGAAGCAGAAGGCGGUUAUCACGCUCGAGUUCCGCACCUCUGUUCUCGGCGUCCGUUUGUCCAAAUCACGUAUUGUUGUUGCAUUACUGAACAAUAUUCACAUCUUCGCUUUCUCCAACCCUCCUCAGAAGCUCUCUGUCUUCGAGACCUCCGAUAACCCAAUGGGACUCGCUUGUCUGGGGAACAAGCUUCUUGCAUUUCCAGGUCGAUCCCCAGGGCAGGUUCAGCUAGUUGAACUAGAGACAGGAAACGUCAGCAUCAUACCUGCCCACAGCACUCCUUUGCGCGCCAUGGCGUUGAGCCCUGAUGGGGAGGUGUUGGCGACGGCAAGUGAAGCGGGUACUCUGAUUCGUGUAUUUUCUACGAGGAACUGCACGAAGAUGGCCGAAUUACGACGGGGAGUCGAUCAAGCGGUGAUAUUCUCACUUGCUAUCUCCCCUUCCAACAAUUUAUUAGCUGUGACAUCUGACAAGUCUACUCUCCAUGUAUUCGAUAUUCCAAACCCACGCACCGUCGCUCACCGUAGCCCGUCGCCAUCUUCACCAUCGGAAGAAGGCACCAACCAAAAAUGGGGCAUUCUGGGGAAAAUCCCUCUACUCCCAAGGGUCUUCUCGGACGUCUAUUCAUUUGCGAGCGCGCACUUUGAAAUUGGCGAAGAAACGCCACCUGGUUCACAACAUGUACAGUCCCUUGGGACAUCCAUUGGACGGCCGGUCAAGGGGGUGAUAGGUUGGCCUAAUGACCACACCAUCAUUGUCAUUGGCUCGGGACGAGAUGGAAGGUGGGAGAAGUUUCUUAUUCGUGAUGGAGACGAUGGAAAACGAUACUGUGUGAGAGAGGGCUGGAAAAGAUAUUUGGGCGGUGGUUGA